This is a messenger RNA of Salvelinus sp. IW2-2015, 1608 nucleotides long. NCBI's taxonomy places the organism in Eukaryota, Metazoa, Chordata, Actinopteri, Salmoniformes, Salmonidae. The record is from RefSeq and is a predicted model, not a curated record.
UGUUGAAAAUCCGAUUCGUUUUGUAAUAGCCUAGGUUUAAGCCAUGUGGGUAAAACGAAGAAAGCAAACCGUCUGAAAAUACAAACGAGCAAAAAGAAAAUGUCCACAAAAAUGGUAAAACAUUUUGAAAGUGUCGGUUCCUUAUUAGGGAAGAUACAAUAUUUAUUCCUUGUCUCCUGGGAUGGAAGCAGCUAGCUCGUCUAUUGUCCUCCAUCCAUUCCUCAGUGCUGAUGCUUAUUUUUCUAACUAUAUUAUCAGGGGACCACCGACGACAUCACAACAGAAAUACCCUGCAAGUACAAAAUCUGUGCGCCAGCCGGUGUGAUGGUACAGAGGGAAAACGCUCGUGUUCCACCAGCUAUCCGCGGCUCCGUGCAGGGACUUUUUCCACUUCUCUCGGUUUGGGGAUUUUAACGGAAAGCAUUUGUUCGAUCAGGAGGGGAAGCUGGUUAGCGGAGCAACACCAUGUCAGCCACGUUCCCCGGUUUGGUCCAUGAUGCCGAGAUACGUCAUGACGGGUCCAACAGUUACCGUCUGAUGCAGCUAGGUUGCCUUGAGAGCGUCGCCAACUCCUCCGUGGCUUAUAGCUCGUCCUCGCCGCUCACAGCCUACCCCGCGGCGGCUACAGAGUUCGCCUCGCCCUACUUCUCCACCAACCACCAGUACACCCCCCUGCACCACCAGUCCUUCCACUAUGACUUCCAGCACUCCCACCCAGCCGUGGGCCCAGAGGCGUACGGCCUCAACUCUCUCCACUCCGGGCAGUACUACCAGCAGAUUCACCAUGCGACCCAUGGAGACACAGACUUCAUCAACCUGCACAGCGCCCGUGCACUUAAGUCCUCGUGCCUGGACGAGCAGCAGCGGCGCGAGCUGGGCUGCUUGGACGCAUACCGGCGCCAUGACCUGUCUUUGAUGACGUCACACGGUGGGCAGUACGGCAUGCACCACGACCAGAGGCUGCUGCCUGCAGCCGGUCUGGGGCUCCCUCCCCCCGGGGCGGAUGACCUGCAGGGUUCCGUGGAGGCGCAGUGCGGGCUUGUGCUCAAUGGCCAAGGCGGCAUCAUCCGAAGAGGAGGUACCUGUGUGGUGAACCCUACAGAUCUGUUCUGCUCUGUCCCCGGCCGUCUGUCCCUCCUGAGCUCAACCUCCAAAUAUAAAGUCACCAUCGCUGAGGUGAAGAGACGCCUCUCGCCUCCAGAGUGUCUCAACGCCUCACUUCUGGGAGGAAUAUUACGCAGAGCUAAGUCUAAGAAUGGUGGUCGUUGUCUGAGGGAAAAGUUAGAUCGACUGGGAUCAACGCUCAGCUGGACGGAGAAAAGCUGCCAACGUUACACUCUCACCUCUCUGGUGGAAGGUGAGGCGCUCCACUGGGCUAGAGACUUUGGUUAUAGCAUUCUGAUCACCCAUGGAUUCGGGACUCCGGCAGUGUGUGCGGCUCUCAGCACCUUCCAGACCGUUCUAAGUGAGAUGCUCAACUUCCUGGAUAAACAUUCUGCCACCGGGAACCCUGGGAAAACCUCUGGUCAGGAGACGGACAAGACCGGAACUGUCCGGAAAACCAGCGAGCUGCUCAAUAAAGACGGCAAAGCUGAAAAGACAGAGUAG